UCCCGCAAAAUGUAACCACUUUUGUUCACAAACUUCUCUCUAUGGAUAACUUUUCUCUGUUCUCUUUCCAACUCUCUGUAAUUUAUUUUCUUGGAAUGUUAACUAAUGGAUAAUGAUUUGAUUAUAAAUUUAUUCCUAGAUAUAGCCGAAUUUAAAGUUUAAAGAAAUAUAUCGAUGAAGAACCUUAAAACCGAUUGAGGGAAACCCCUUUUGGCCUACAACUCUUUGGCUUCUGUUACGCCUUUGUCCUUGUUUAGUUCUCUGCUUUCUCGGCUGCCUUCCGGAGACCUUUCACUUUCCGAAUUAGCUAAUUGACGUUGGUAAUUUCCGCAUUCUGUUGGAGGCCAAAACUAGACAGAAAUAUACCCCCAAAGAACCUCUAAAACUGUCAGAAGGGGGUGCUGGGCCUGUGAUGGGCGGGCGGCGUUGCCCGUGGCAACUUGCCUUUGGGACCAAUCAAUAAAAAAGUCAACAAGCAAGUCGGAAAUAUCGACGCAGGGCGAUGGCACAGGAAUUUGGGUUGAUUACGUUUUAGCAUCGAAAUAAAUUCCUGUUUAGAGUGUGGCCUCAUUGGGCGAGGACUAGGACUACAACCGGACCCGAUUGCCCGUAAACUAGCCCAUGGGCCGUCGCUGCUAGAGGGAGCAGCGGAAGGAUGACCCCAAAGCGUAAGCGUCGCGGACGCAGCGAGUCGCGGGCCAGGAGCAAAGCCAAGCUGAAGGCAGAGCAUCAGCAGCUGCUGGACGAACUGGAGCUGGUCGACAGCUGCUGCGACAUUUGCCACUGCGAUUGCUACAGUUCACACAGCAGCGGCAGUGCGAGUGGACACCAGCAGGAGGCGCCCAAGGAGCAGCAGCAGCAGCAGAAGUACGAGGAACUGCAUCAGUUGGAUCAGGAGAUCGAGGCUCUGGAGCAUUUGCAGCGCAGAGAGGGUGCAGCAUCUGCGGGCAGAAGAAGUCACAGCAGUCAGCGUCAGCGCAGUGCUUCCCGAUCCCCCGCUGAGGGGAAAACCUCGCGAGCCCAGAGCAGACGCGGCUCCGCAGAGUGCCAGACGCGUGCCUCCACAUCGGGCAGAAGCAGACGGUCCAAGAGCGCCGGCAGCCAAAGGAGUGACUCCAGGCGGCGAACUCCAAAGGAGGAACCAGUGGAAGCAAAGCCACAGCCACAGGUACGACAGCGACGCGGUGCUCAAAGGGAUUGCAAGAUGCUGCAGCACUUUCUGGUACCCCUCGGCGACGCCCCCGCCCUGUCCAUCAGUGGCAGAGGCAAAUCCAAGUCGCAGGAGAACAUGGCCCUGGUGCCCCUCGGCCAGGCGCAGGCCCACCACCACAAACGAGGCGACGGCAAAUCCCUGUGCGCUUCCAUGGCCAAUCUGUGCCUGGCGCCGACGGUGCGGGCGGCCUACCAGCAGGUGCCCGACCACGACCAGAAGAUACUCAACCGAAUGGCCGUGAAGCGGAGCCAACAGGCGACGGACAAGGAGCAUGCCUGGCUGGCGCGAAAGUACUGGGAGAACGAGCGCUUGGAGCGGCAGCUCCUCAAGGUCGAGCAGGUGGAGGAGUACAAGCGGGCGGUGCAUGACAAACAGUUCCAGGACUACCUGAUGACCAAGGCCCGCCUGCAGGCCUUGGCCGAGCGGGAUCUGGCGGAGCUGCGGCGCCUGCGGGGCGCUCUGGAUGCCAAGGAUGCGGCGGCCAAGCAGCGACUGGCCUCCAUGCGGCUGGAGCGGGACAUGACUCUAUGCCAGCGGCGCUGCGAGGAGUUGCGUCGCAGCGAGGCCGUCACCGUGCACCAGGAGGAGCAGUACCUGGACUCCACCCUGCGCAAGCGCGACAUCUGCAUGCGGCUCAACCAGCGCAUCCGUCGUGCCGACGAGCUGCGGGGCCAGCUCCUGGAGGCGUAUCUGCGCCGGCUGCAGCACGACAACUACGUGGAACAGGCACAGCACGAGGAGCACUGGCGCGAGCGCCAGCAUCUGGAACGGCUCAAGCAGCAGCAACUCAAGGAGGACAUUCAGCGCAAGCGGAGCCAGUCGCAGCGCUUUGUCGAGGGCCGACAGCGGCGGCAGGAGGCCCGUUUCCGCACGGCCAAGAUCUCGGCCAGCCUCCGGGAGCUGGUGCGUCAGUCGGUCACGCCGGAGGGUGGCUCUGGUUCUCUGGGCCCAGAUCAGCAGGCGCUCAACUCGUAUGCCCAGCAGCAGGUGCACUUGGGCCGCCUCCUCUUCGAACGUUCGGCUAGGGAUUGAGAAUUAAGGAUUAGUGUGCGGGGUG
Messenger RNA from Drosophila obscura, 2270 nucleotides. RefSeq names its product trichohyalin. Lineage: Eukaryota; Metazoa; Arthropoda; Insecta; Diptera; Drosophilidae. The coding region runs from base 656 to 2245 and encodes 529 amino acids. The record is from RefSeq and is a predicted model, not a curated record. The transcript has 2 exons.